Molecule: messenger RNA, 4561 nt
Organism: Eleginops maclovinus (Patagonian blennie)
Lineage: Eukaryota; Metazoa; Chordata; Actinopteri; Perciformes; Eleginopidae
Exons: 5
Coding region: 382-4539 (1385 amino acids)
Cellular component (GO): nucleus
Source: RefSeq, a predicted model, not a curated record
AAGAGGAGGAGGAGGAGGAGAGAGGACAGCGAGCCGAGGAUCUGAGAGGAGCCUAUUACCAGAGGGGGAGAAACACAGAGAGGAGGUCCUCCCCUACACUUAAAGACCAAGAGGAAGAGGAGAAGUGAGGAAGAAGAGGAGAUCAAUGAGAGGCUGAGAUUUCAGGAGAUUCAGCAGAAAGAGAGGAAGAGGAGAGGGAGGAGAGAUGGGAGACUUCGGGAGAGGAGUGCUUCCAUGAGAAGAGGAGAGGAAUAUUUACAGAGUUCACUCAAACUUAGAGAAGAGGAGGAGGAGGAGGAGGAGGUCUGAGAAACUCCUGCUGUACUCCUCCAUCAGAGGAGAGGAAGAGGACUUCUACUCGCUGGGAUCUGAAGUGGACCGAUGGCGUGUUACUACAUAGUGAUCAGCUCCACCCACCUGCACGACGGACAGCUGCGGAGCAUCAAGGGGGUUUUCCGGGGACCGAUCGGAGCCGGAGGACACCGGGAGGAGGGAGACUCCAGCUUCUACUGCGAGCUGUGUGAUAAACAGUACGUGAGACACCAGCAGUACGACAACCACAUCAACUCCUACGACCACCACCACAGGCAGCGGCUGAAGGAGCUGAAGCAGAGGGAGUUCUUCAGAUCUCUGGCCUGCAGGAGGACCAGGAAGAGGAGGGAGGAGAGGAGGGAGGAGAGGAGGGAGGAAGAGAGGAGGCUCCACCAGCAUGAGGAGGCGAGGAGCGAGGAGUGUGCUCCAGGUUCUGGUCCCAUGUUCAGAUCCACCAUGGAACCAGGAAACCAGACUGGACCGGACUCAGUGCAGAACUGGAGCGACACGACACUGGGAACAAAGCCUCACACCUCGCUGAUUCUCCCGCUGGACGCCGGGUGCUGGGCGUUCGACCCGACGGACGCCAACAGAACCACAACCUCUGCCAGCAUCCUCAACGAGACGCAGAUGGACUACGAUAACGUGUCCGCCACAGAGAACCCUUGCCCCAGAACCAGCCACUUUAACGAGAUCCCCUGGGCUCGCAAUUAUUUAAGCCAGCCCAUUACUCCCAGUAACAUCCCAGCAGCUGACGCCACAACUAAUGGCUCCAGCAGCUCCUGCAAGAAGGUCCAGACCAACGUCCAGAGCAGAGUCCGGCCCGUGUCCUUUUCGCUGCCCAAGAGGAGCUGCCUCCUGCUCCACCAGUCAGCCGCCGUCUUCAUCCAGGCCGGGCGGGGGUCCGGGUUGUCGGGGAAGCAGGAGGGUGUGAUGCUGCAGGAGAAGGUCUCAGAUCAGCAGCUCAGAUCUCCAGUUCCUGCAGAAGUGGGUCACUGGGACAACGGGGACCAGAACCAGUGCCCUGUUGAUAAACCUGGAAUCCAGCACUCUGGGACGAUUAUGUCCACUGAGAGGGGGACUGGAGGCCAUGUUCCUUUAUGUAAUGGCAGUGUGAUCCCAGUAGAGGAGUCUGGGAGUGAAGGCCGGGUUUCCUCACUUAACGACAGCGGGACUGGAGCUCAGAUUUAUCUAAACAGUGGGGUACCAGGGCCGGUACCAGGGCCGGUACCAGGGCCGGUACCAGGGCCGGUACCAGACUCAGUUUGCAAAACCCACGACGAUUUGGACAAUCAAGAGGUCGACCCUCCCCAAGGUCUGGUUUUCCCCGCUCAGUAUCCGCCCAAAACAUCGUCUCCUGGGGUUUUAAAUGAGACUUUAAACCCGACUCAACCCAAAGAACCGAGUGUCCCGCCUCCAAACCGCCCCGCAGAGCCGUUCUGUCGGGUCCUGAGCCGGGACGGCACCCGGGUUUUCCUCUGGCCGUCGGAGAUGGUCAGCUCCACCCGGACGUCGCCUUCCAUCUCCUUCAGCAUCAACCCUCUGCUGUACGACUUCAGAGCCCACCACAGGGCCCGGGACGGGGGCGAGGGGGGUAGGAAGCGAGGGCCGGGGGAGGGAAGGGGAAUAAAGCCGGCUGUGAUCAAACAGUCCGGGCAGGGAGUCGUGGCGGGAGGAAGGGAGGUGAAGACAGAUGAAAGGGGAGAGGAAGAUGAAGGGGGACAGGCAGGAAUUCCUGAGGAAGUUGCAGCCCAUUGUAGUGACGCCGCUCCGGACCGCUGGGGCAGCCGGGAUGAAAGGGCUUUAAAAUGUGUCUCUGCAGAACCGGGCCUUAAGAAAACAGCAAGCAGGAGGAAGAGGAGGAGGAGGGGAGGGGUGAGGAAGAGAGGAAGGAGGAAAAGAGGGGAAGAGACAGAAAGGAGAAGGAGGAGGAGGAGGAUAAUAAGCUUUGAGAGUCAGACGCUGGAAGGCCGAGGAGAGGAGAGAGUGAAGAGAGAGGAGAAGGUGCCAUUAAGUAAUGUGAGGAGAGGGGAGGACGGGAGGAUAAAGGGAGAUCAGACGGGAGAGCGGGUGAGGGCAGGUAGGAGCGACGAGAGGAGAGCAGGGCUAUUAAGCAAUCUUCCCGUGGCUGGGUGUAAUCGCUGCAGCCAGCUGCGUCUGCAGGUGGAGAGCGAGCAUCAAUCCCAGCAAUCAGACCGCAGGAAGCUGCUCCGCGGGGGGGAGGCAUGUAACCCAGCGAUUAGCCCCAUCCCCGGAUCCGCUAUAGAGGCACCACGCUGUCCUGCAGGGGUGGAGAUGCAUGAAAUUACAGGCGGGCGGUUGGGGGAGCGCAGGAAUCUGAUAGGAGGCGAGUGCAGCCCUGUGAUUAGCGGCGCUUCUUUGCACGAGGCGGCAGGAAUCUGUCUCGUUCCUGCUGCACCUCCCGGGGAAACAGCAUGCCAUACAGCGAUUAGCCUCGUCCCCGCUCCCGUUACAGACGCAGCGUGGCGUCAAAGACAAACAACACAGCGGACAGAAGCACAGCGGAGAGGCCCAUCAGACGUGACCCCGCCUAGGAAGGCAAUUUCAGAGGAAGGGAAGGCGGCACAGAAGAGGAAGGUGGAGGCGAUGGAGGACGGGGAAGCACCGAGGAAGAGGAGGAAAAGGGGAAGGAGGCAAGCGAGGAGGGCGGCAUGUUUUCUGAGAGAGGACAGAGCGAGGCGUGGGGUGAGCGCUGACCUCCAGGAAGGCCCGGAAACACUGGAUAACUUCCUCUGCAGAAUAAAACACCCUCUGUGUCACGAAACAGAGGACACAUUUAGCUGUGACACACUAGUUGACGAGGGAACGAGGAAGGAUUGCAUGGAUGAACUUCUCAGAGACCUUCAGUGUGAGGAACAGGACACUGCUCGAGACAAUCCGACUGACACACACAAUCAGAGCUCUGAGAAGGACGAGGAGCCUUCUCCGAGUCGUGUGGACAGACUUAAUGACACACAUGGGGACAUAUUAACAUGUAGCACCACUCAUACUCACCACCGUCAAAGUGAAGAGAGGCAAACUAACAGUGGUGAAGCAUCAGGUUUCUGUGAGCAGACUGCAGCUCAGAGCUCAGAGGCAAAGAAUAACCAAUCAGAGGAGGAUAAAACCAAUCACUUUCAGACUCAAAGCGUCCUCUCUGAUGCUGUGAUCGAUUAUAAGUCCUGCGGAGGUAUUGACGGUGGUCUGUGUGAUCGUCUGAGCAGAAGUCAUGAGUGUAAUUUGGACCUAUUAGCACGUAGCACCAAUGCUACUCAUGCAAACCAUCGUCAACACAAGCAAACACAGGGUGAUCAAACAUCAGAAUGUUGUGCAGCUCAGAGCUCAGACGCAAGCUACAGUGAUUUGAACACAUCAGAUAACCAAUCAGAGGAGGAUAAAACCAAUCACUUUCAAACUCAAAGCCUCCUCUCUGAAGGUAUCGAUCAGACAUGCGACAGGAGUCCCGGCACUGAUUGUAAUCACAGUACUGGGGACCUAUUAGCAUGUAGCACCAAUGCUACUCAUGCAGACCACCGUCAAAGUGAAGAGAGGCAAACAAUUGGAGCUAAAGCUUCAGGUUAUUGUGAGCCGACUGCAGCUCAGAGCUCAGAGGAGGAUAGAACCAAUCCCUUUCAGAAUAAGAGCCUCCUCUCUGAUGCGGUGGUCGAUUAUAAAGCCUGCGUGGGAGUGGAUCAGAAAGUGAACAGGAGUCACUGCGCUGCUGUUGAUGGGAGGAAGAAGAGGAAGCAGGAGGAAGAGGAGGAGGAGAGGAGGAAGGCGAAGGAGGUGUGGGAGAAGCAGUGGGUGAGGAGGAAGGAGAGGGAGAGGAGGAAGGAGUUUCUCUACGCUGAGAAGAGGCCAUGUUUCCCCCUCCCUCCUCAGUGCAUCUUCCUCCCUCCUUCCCUCUCCUCCUCUUCCUCCUUCUCUUUCCGCCAUACCAUCAUCCAGCAUCACCUCUCCCUGUUGCCUCCCCCCUCUCACCUCCACUCUUACCCCCAUCUGCUCCCCUCUUUCUCCCCCCAUCUCAGUCUCAAUCCUCCUCCUCCUCCUCCUCCUCCACCCCCUCCUCUUCAUCCCCCUUUCUACUCUUCUUCCCCUAUGUCUUUCCUGGACUCCCCCGCUCAGUUCCCAUUGGCGGCUGCGUUUCAUCCCAUGCAGAGUCACCUGCCGCCCCUCUACCCUCCCCCCCCUCACCCCGCCGUCCUGCCCCUACAGGUGUUGUUCUAGAAACGCUUAAUUGAAAUCCUCA